Microplitis mediator is the source of this 5810-nucleotide messenger RNA. RefSeq lists its product as uncharacterized. Lineage: Eukaryota; Metazoa; Arthropoda; Insecta; Hymenoptera; Braconidae. The record is from RefSeq and is a predicted model, not a curated record. The transcript is spliced from 5 exons. Bases 257 to 1285 code for a protein of 342 amino acids.
UCGGUUGUUGUUUCUUAUUUUAAAAAAUUACUCAAAUCAAAUAAUAUUUUUUUAAACAAUUAUUUUAUUAGAAAUGGAUUGAUUUUUUUUUCCUUAAAUUAAUACAUUGUAAAUAUAAAAUGUUAAAUUUAAUUUAUUAGUAAAGAGAUUAAAUUAAAAAAUAACUUUCAGUAGUUGUGUUAAUAUUUGUAAAAACAAUUCCUUGUACUGCUGGUGUUAUGGCUUAAAAAGGAAUUUUAUUUAUUUAUUUAUUAUUAUGUACAGAGAAAGCUAUAGUGAAAUAUCAAAGAUAAUGUAUACACCUCAUUCAUCAGCGAGACAAAAAAUUAGACAACAAUUUAAUUUAAUACCUUUAGCUGCAAUUGACACUGAUGAAAAUGAUGAACGCUCCAAUGUUUUGCAAGAUCUUAUCAAGAAGACCUGGUAUAUGUGGAGUGUAUCAACAUUAUUUAAUUUCACGUGGGAUAAUGAACGAGUUUUGAAAUUAUAUGCUAAAAGAUUGAGAGAGGAAAUAGCAUCAAUUUUACCUCAUCAUGACGUUGCAUAUGAAGCUAAAGUUACAGCUGAGGAGAAUAAUACGACAAAGUCUAAUGAAACUGAUCCGCCGGCAAUAAAAAUUGAACUCUUCGCAAGAAAAUUAACUGAGGAAGUACCGAAUUGCAUUUAUACUGGUCUCAUAACAUCCUGGGGGUCUACUAUUAAUGAUUCAGAGAAUGAAAAAUCAGCUAAUCUACCACUUCUGUUGUGUCGCGGCAACAAAACUGCGAUAAGAGCAGUUAAUAAAACUUUGAAUGUUAUGUUUGAUUGUACAAUUAUUCCACUCUUAGCAACAGAAGAAGAUUUGCAGUGGCUUUUACCUGCAAUAUUACAACAUAAUAAAAACAACCCUACAAAAGGACAAGUUAAACUAGAAUAUAAACUUCUGAAUACUUUAAUUACAGACAGUAUUGGCUUUACGUGUGAUGUAUCAACUCUCAGUGAUUUAUGGAAUGCAAUUUGCGAUUCUUCAGAUGAUAAUGAUAAUGAUUCAGAAGUUUUAUUAAAACCAGUUCAACUAUUUCAUGAAGUAUUAUUAAGACAAACUUUAGUUGGUGCUGGGUUACAACUCGGUCUUUCCAAAUUAUUUAGGAUGACUUUCCCAACUUUUAAAAUAAUGGAUAAUAAAAUUUAUGCCAAGACAACAGAUGAUCUUCAUAAAAUUUUAUUGUAUUUCAAUGAAAAAGCUUUUCAAAUAUUAUACACAAAUUUGGAUUCAGUAACAAAUUCCAGUUCUGAAUUAACGUAAAGAUUAAAGUAAAAACUUUUGAAAACUAAGUAACACAAUUUUUGCAAGUGAAUAAAUGUGUGUAAAGUUUGAUUUCAUUUUAUAAAAUAUUAGUUUUGAAAAUUAUAAAUUAUUUAAAUAAAUUAGUUUAAAUAUUUUUAUUUACAUCAAUUUUCGUCACAAGCAUUAACAUUCAUCACAUCCAUCUGUAAGAAAAAAAAAUUAAUAACAUUUUUUAAUCAAACAGUUAUAAUAAUCAUCUUACCGGAAAUUCUUUCAAGCCAUCUGAAUUUUUUUUCCUACAAUUUUUAAAAAGAAUGUACUGCCUAAAAUCAAUAUAUCCAUCUGGUUUUGUAUCUAGUUCCAAUGGAACCGAAAUACCCAACACUUCAGACAUCAUAAAUGGUUUCAGCCAAGUUACAAGCGGUGAGCGCCCAUUCAUAUAAAAUCCUUCUCGAUGGUAAAAUAAAAAUCCAUCUAAUGGAAGACUAGGUGACAAAUUUUGUAAAAAAUUUGUUAAAUUUCCAUUACAAAAAAUAUUUGGUAAUGAUAAAAUUGGAUAUUGAUUUAAUUCACUUUGUGUACUCAAUUCUACAGUCUCUUCGAGUUUAGAAUUUAGCCAAAAAUGACGAAAUUCAGCCUAAAAAACAUUAACAAUUAAAUAAUUAUAAGAUAACUUAUCGGUAAAUGAAUUACUAAAAAUCGCAACGUACAUCACAAUCAAGAAAUGUUUGAUUGGACCAACUUAAAACAUCAAGAACAUAAUAUGAUUGUUCUUUUCUAACCCAUAUACAAUCUAAAACAGUACAAUUCCUAUUAUGUUCUCCAUAAUUUCCUCCUGGUAAAACUGAAUUAAAUUCAAUAAUUUUAUUACCCCGUCUUGUAAAUACUUGAGUUUUACCCUGUAAUUUUUAAAUUACAAUUAAAAUUUAAACGUUAUUAUAAUUUUAAAAAUUAUUAUUAAGUAAUAAUAGUAGGGAUGUACAUCUAAACCGGCUUAAUCGGUUGAAAAAGGUAACCAGGUUAAUUAGCUGGCUAGCUCUUUAGCUCAGCCGAUUCAACAGGUUAACUUAAUUAGCUUAGCUAAGAGCCGAAACGGUUAAUUUAAUUUUUUAUUAAUUUACCAUCAAAUAAUAAGAGACAAGUACUUAGAGAUAAUAAAAUUUUAAGCUGAAGACGCAAAUGUAAUACAGAUACAUAAAACGAUUUUAAAAUAAAAUAAUUACAAUUUAUAAGAUUUUUGAGUUAAAAUUAUAGAUUUGUUUAUAAUUUUAACCCAGCGAAUCAGUAAGUCUUUCAGUGAUAUCUCUGUUUGUCGACAGCAGGGUAAUAUUAUUUCUGCUAAAAAAACUGUUUGUUGUCAGAAAAUGCUAAUCUACUAAUAUUUUUCUAUCAAAAUAAAAGUUAUAAACAAAACUCUACUUUUAACUCAACAAUCUGAUAAAUUGUAAUUAUUCCAUUUUAAAAUUGUUUUAUGUAUUUAACCAUGUUUGAUUCAUCUUUAAUAUUAAGCAGGACGAUCACAUCCCCGGUGGAAAAUUUUUGGAAUUUUCUCUGAAAAACUCAGUUCUAAAGUUCUAAAGACUUUUUCAGAGUUUUUCAGAGAAAAGUCCGAAAAAUUUCCACCAGGGAUCACUCCUUAUCGUCGUAAGUUAAAUUGGCUUACUAUGAAAUCACACAGACACUAUCUUCUGGCAUGUUAUCUGUUUAAAAUAUUGGAGACUGGUAAACCGAAAAUUCUGCGAGAUAUGUUUAAAGAUGAGGAUGCUGAGGUCAGACGGUCUGACAAACUUGCAGCCAAAAGCAACAAUGUUGCCUUUAAAAUACCAAAUUUUAGUACUACCACCUUUGAGCAUUCGUUUGUUGUGUCUGCAAUUCAGUUAUGGCAGGAGCUGCAAUCAGAUGUAAUAAACACCUAUUCUUUCAAAAAGUUUUAAAAACAAAGCAUUUGAAUUAUUUUUAAAUGUAGAAAUUGAUAGUAUCUAUCAGCUUGUUAAAUCCCACUAAUAUUAAUUAUAUAUUCAGUUUAUACUUUAUAUAGUACUUUACGUGACAAUGUAUAUAAAUUUUAUAUUUAUGCCAUCUGGCUUUAAGCUGUGGCAUAUAAAUUCAAUAAAUAAAUAAAUUAUAUUACAAUUGCUUCUUCAGCUUUAAAUUUUAUCAUCUCGACUUGUCUUCUAACACUGAAUGGCAAAUUAAUAAAAAAUUCAAUUAACCGUUUUAACCCUUAGCUAAUUAGCUAAUUUAUUUUGAGUUAACCCGUUAAACCAGCUAAGCUGAUGAGCAAGCCAGCUAAUUAACCUGGUUAACUUUUUUAACCGGUUUAGAUGUACAGCCUAAAAUAAUACAUACUUUACAAGCAACAAUCAAAGCACGUCGUCCUUUUGGACAAGGUAACAUGAACCAUUUAUCAAUAAAAUCUUCAGGUACAUCAAUCAUCCAUUCUGACAACAUCAAUGUAUUAAUAUAAAGUUUAUUUUUCUUUGAUCUACUUUUAUUAUCAAUUACCAUUGACUCUUCAUGCUCAUCUUCUGAUAAUAAAACGUCUUCUAGUAUUGCACGAGCUGAAUUUACAAUAGCGUUUCUGCUUCUAAAAUAAUAAUUAAGAAAUAUUAACUCACGUAUUAACUGUAAGGUCUAUUUUAUUUUCAGCUAAUUAAAUACUUUAAGUAAACGAUGUUCAAUUAGUUUUAAUUGAGAGUUUAAUUAUCAGUUAAAAUUUUUAUAAAUUUUUAAUUAAAGUUCUAUUUAUAAAUACAUACUAAUUUAUUUGAUAUCUUAAUUUUACAUCGAUUAUGUUAUUAAUUUUUUUUUAUAAUUAAACUUAUAUUUAAAAUCUUACUCUUUCUGGCGUUUUAAUAAAUCCUGUCGUCUAAUUUCUUGAGGCGAAUCAUCAUAAUCAACGUCUAAAUUAUAAUUAUUUUUUUUAAUUGGUUUUUUGUAAAAUACUGAACGGAUAUUUUUUACAUUAUUAUCAUCUAAUAAUUCAACUGUAACUGGUUCAAUCAUUUUAAUAAUUAAAUGUAAUAUUUCAUAAAUAGUCUAGUUGUGACCAAGUGUUUAUACAUUAAAUGUAUCAGAGGUUAGAUGUGCUCGGCUGAAAAAAAAAUAAAUAAAUAAUGCAACUAAAAUAUUUUUGUGCGUGAAAUAUUACUUCAUAAAACUCGUUAUUCAAAUUUAAAAAAAAAAUAUAAUAAAAGUUACUCACCUCAAGCGCAAAGUAUCAAUUGUACUUUAAUCUUGCUCAAAAAUUUUUACCGGUAAAUUCACUUAUUCGAAUUAAAGAUAUAAGCUUGGGUUGUUUUUAUAAAUAUAUAUAUACUACAAUUCUUAAGACGAAAUAAAUUAAUACUGAUACACUUUUAAAUUAAAUGACUGAGAAAUUCAUAUGAAAACAUCAAAUUUUAUUGAUAAUUUUGAUUGUAUUCGUAAUUUUUUAUUGGUCACAAUAUUUUCGAAAGUAAGUACACUGUGAAUAUUGACUUCCGCCAAUUUGCAUUAGCUUUAAAUGAUUUUAAAAUAAAACUAUUUCAAGUAUUCAUUUUAAAAUGUUUCUUUGAUUAAUUAUAAUAAUAAAUGUAGAAAAACGUUUAUUAGUUUAACCAGGUUAAUUGUUACUUUAAAGUCUAUUAGAUCUUGUGACGACAAGUUCAACGCAAGCGCACCGCCAUGUUUUGAAGAUGGCAAUUCAAAAGUUUUGGACACUUUUCAUACAAUUUGCUGAGAAAACACAUACACAUACACUGCUCAUAGACGUAUAAACGCACUGAUAUGAAAUGAACAGCCCUGAUUAUAAGAAAUCUAAUUUGAAAUUAUGUGAAAAUCUAAAUUACUUUAUAUUGUAUCAUAUCAUAAAAUUAUAAUUUGAAAUAAUUCAAAAUAAUUAUGUAAUUAUUUUCUCCCAAGUAGCACAGAGACAACUUUAAGAUGUCUUUUGAAAGGAUAAUAUAAAAUUUUUUUUGUCUCAUAGUCACUUUUUUGUGUAUGAAUAAGACAUGCAAAUGUUGGUUCCGAAGACAAAGGAAAUUUGUGUUGUUUUUCUUGUCUUAUGGCAAUUAAAAAGUUGUUUAGGUGACUUAUUUUACCACUAUUUGUAAUUUACUUUUUGUCGUCACUUGUGUCAAGUCUUAAAGAGUAAAAUAGUUAACAAUAAUUUACCAAAUACUUGUAAAUCGUAAAAUAAUUUGUGGACACAUUUUAAAAAUUAAUUAUAUGCCAUUGCGUCUUUUACAAAUUAUUUUAUCAAAAUUUUUCAAGUGUCCAAAGCUGACCAUCAAGUUACCAAGAACGGUACCUUUACCUUAUUCCUACUUUUUUUUUCACACUUAACAAAGCAAAUGAAUAAAACAUGUUGACUGGAUCAAUUUUUAUUAAAAAUUCAUAACUGAACGUACAUGAAUCAAUUGCUAUUAUUAUGAUCAUAAUAAAUAUAUAAAUGAAAGUUUAUUAAUAUAAAAGUAACGAAGGGUAAAUAAAAAUGAAAAGUUUAAUUAAUCUUAUUUGGUAUAUUAAAUUAAAUUGAUUUUUAAAAAUACACCCAUGGUUU